GUUUUUCUGAUUUUUUGCUUUAACCCUAUUUUCUCACAGAGAGGAGGAAGGAGGAGCUAGAAAACAAGCCACCCUCCCCCUUUUUCCGUUUCUCCUGCUCGGAAGCACUGUUCCUAAAUUCCCAAUUCACGUCAAAACAAUAUCCGAUAUAACACGAGGAAAAGGAAUUUUGUUUUGGUAAUAAUCAAAUACAAUUUACUACCUGAACCUCUCUCUAUCUCUGGAAUCUCAGAGCAGCUGCCCCCAUAGCCUUAUUUGAGGAGCCUCUGGUCCGGCAACGGGAGUUGAAAGUUUGGUUGGAGGGUUUUGAGUGGGAAAUGGCGGGAACCGCUAGUGAGGAGUCUGGAACAGGAAGCACUGUGGAUGAAAUUUCUAGUGCACAGCAGUGCCAAUCAGGAGAAGCAUUGACAGAGUGGCGCUGUUCUGAACAAGUUGAAAGUGGAACCCCAUCAACAUCACCCCCUUAUUGGGACACUGAUGAAGAUGAUGAUGGGCCAAGACCUUCCGAGUUAUUUGGAAGACAUGCAUGGAAGAUAGAGAAAUUUUCACAGAUCACUAAAAGAGAACUUCGUAGUAAUGUAUUUGAGGCUGGCGGCUACAAAUGGUAUAUUUUAAUUUAUCCCCAAGGCUGUGAUGUUUGCAAUCAUCUCUCCUUAUUUCUCUGUGUUGCCAACCAUGAAAAACUUCUCCCAGGUUGGAGUCAUUUUGCGCAAUUCACGAUAGCUGUGGUGAAUAAAGAUCCUAAGAAGUCAAAAUAUUCUGAUACACUGCAUCGAUUUUGGAAGAAAGAGCACGACUGGGGUUGGAAGAAGUUCAUGGAGCUAUCAAAAGUGCUAGAUGGGUUUAUUGAUGCCGACUCUCUUAUUAUAAAGGCGCAAGUGCAAGUGAUCAGGGAAAAAGCAGAUAGGCCUUUUCGCUGCCUUGAUUGUCAGUAUCGGAGAGAACUUGUUAGGGUAUAUUUGACAAAUGUUGAGCAGAUUUGUCGGCGUUUUGUGGAGGAGAAACGGGGCAAGCUGGCAAGGUUGAUAGAAGAUAAAGCUAGAUGGUCAAGCUUCCGUGCUUUCUGGUCAGCAAUGGAUCAAACUACUCAGCGCCGCAUGUCUAAGGAGAAAAGAGCUGCAAUACUUAAAGUUGUUGUGAAGCAUUUCUUUAUUGAAAAGGAAGUCACUUCAACUUUGGUGAUGGAUUCCUUAUAUAGUGGAUUGAAGGCUCUUGAGGAUCAGGCUAACGGAAAGAAGGGGAGGGCGAAGUUGUUAGACGUCGAAGAAAUGCCAGCUCCUAUUGUUUGUGUGGACAAAGAUAUGUUUGUGUUGGUGGAUGAUGUGCUUCUACUACUUGAGAGGGCUGCAUUGGAACCAUUGCCUCCAAAAGACGAGAAAGGCCCUCAGAAUCGCACAAAGGAUGGAAGUUCUGGGGAGGACUUCAACAAGGACUUUAUCGAGUGUGAUGAAAGGAGGCUUACAGAAUUGGGUCGUAGAACUGUGGAAAUAUUUGCCCUCACCCAUAUAUUCAGCAAUAAAAUUGAAGUUGCCUACCAGGAAGCUGUUGCUUUGAAGAGGCAAGAAGAGCUCAUCCGUGAAGAGGAGGCAGCAUGGCUAGCUGAGAGCGAGCAGAAGUUCAAACGUGGAGUGCUAGAAAAGGAAAAGAAAUUAAAGAAGAAACAGUCUAAACAAAAGCGGAACAAUCGCAAAGGGAAGGAUAGAGGGAGGGAGAGGGUUGUAACCCAAGAGAAGCUACUAGAUGAACAACCUAGUGAAACAAGAGACUCCAUUGUGGAGGAUGAUCCGCCUGUGGUUGAAAAGCCGGAUGUGAUGGAAAAUGUUUCCGAUGUGUCUGAUUCAGUGGAUGGUGUAGCUGAGGUAGUUCCACUUGAUUCAGAAGAAAGGGAUGCCAGUCUUGUCAAUUGGGAUACUGACACGUCAGAAGUUCAUCAUUCAACAGAAGCUGGUAGCAGUGAAAUUAGUGCACUGUCAUCAGUACCGAAUGGAACUGAUAAAAGGAGCCCAUCUGUGAUGGAUGAUAGCUCCUCAACAUGUUCUACAGACUCAGUCCCUUCAGUUGUAAUGACUGGGUCCUACAAGGGGAGUUCCUUUUCAAACUAUCAAAAUAAAAAAUCACCUAGCAGAGAAAAGAGUCAACGAGGUAAGGUCACAUGUGAUGGAGAAGGUUGGGCAAAUGGAAUGGAUAAUCAGACAUCUGUGCCUGUAGUAGAUGCAAUGGAUAUUCAUGAUGCCUCUGGAAGUAGCAAAGCUGGUGAAUCUGAAUCAGAAGCUCCUCGCUCCAUGAAGGGGCAGAUUAACUGCCUUGAGCAGAAUGCGUUUAAGAAAGUCAGUUACUCUGAAGAAGUUGCACCACGGCAGAAGAAAUUUGGCUCCAAAGAUCUCAAUGUGGAAAGCUCUAAUAAAGAAAAGUCAACAGCUUCACCACCCUCUCCCAAAAGCCCUCCCAGAAAUCUGCCAUCUGGUCUUCCAUCGAAGUCGGGGCAAAAUGUUCCAUCGAAGUCUGCGCAAAAUGUUCCAUUGAAGUCAGAGCAAAAGAUGACCGCUCCAGUGGAUCCUGCUCUAGUUAAGAAAGUUUCAGUAUAUAGCUCACCACAGAGUGGAAAAGUCACAUCUUUAACCACUUCUUCCCAGAACUCAAGCAUGUUGAAACUUGAGGCCCAGAAUACAGUAGCUGCAAAACCAACAGAAAAACCCAUGCUACAGCAAGUGCCUCCGAUGUCAAGGCCUUCUAGCGCUCCUCUAAUCCCUUCUCCCCGAGCAAUUGCUCCUGUUGUAUCCAUGGUUCAGACAGCGCCAUUAGCCCGUUCAAUUAGUGCAGCUGGCCGAUUGGGUCCUGAGCCGUCACCAGCUACUCAUAGUUAUGGUCCACAGACUUAUCGAAAUGCCAUAAUGAGUCACCCUGUUGGUUCAGGUUCUGCUGCUUUCAACCAUCCCAGCCCUCCGAGUUCGGGAAUAACUCUAUCUUCAGCGUACUCACAGUCACCCUCCUUGUUAUCAGCCCCUGUGUUUGUACCACCGAGCUCUGAAAGGGUAGACCCAAACUAUGUUCAGUCUGGCUUCUCUUAUGGCAUGGGGAUUGUGGAUGUCGUACAGAAUGGGCCCCAGUGGCUUGAAGGUUCUCAUAGGGAUGGCAAUAGGAAUCUUCAUCAUGAUCCUUCUCUGCUUAAUGGCAUUCAAAACCUCGACUUGUACAAGCCUGUAAACAGUGGAUCACGGGAGCAUUUCUCGCCCGAGUUUCGAGCUUCUACUUCUGGGCGUCACACCCAAGGCGUGGUAACAGAUGAGUUUCCACAUCUUGAUAUCAUCAAUGAUUUGCUUGAUGAUGAACAUGGGGUUAAAGGAGAUAGGGCAAACACAGUGUUCCAUUCUCGUUGCAAUGGGCCAAUCUUAAAUCGACAAUUCACUUUUCCUUGCGAAGUGGGUGAAUCAGGUGACUUGGGGAUGUCAACCAGUUCCGGCAGGAUUGAGCGAACACAGAGUUACCAAGAUGGCGGAUUCCGGUGGGGAUAUAGGCCACCUAGCAGUCAUUUUGACUCAACGGGGGAUUUUCCCCCUCAUUCUAAUAGUUCGUUACCUCAUACUAACGGUCAUAUUGAUGGGCUGAUGCCAAACCAUUGGCAGAUGACCAGUUCUGACCCAUCUUCACUAGGCGGCAUGAGGAAUGUGGAUGGUGAUGGUUACCCACGUUACAGUCCAGAUUAUUCAAAUUUGGCGUGUGGCGUCAAUGGCUAUACUGUAUUUCGGCCUUCAAAUGGACAUUGAAGAAACUAUGAUGGCAAUUUGCCUGCUAACCUGUGAGGGGGUGAUGGUUCAUUGUAAUGAUGUAUGAACUAUGAAGGGAUUGUUUUGGGUCUCAGGUUGUAAUGAGGCUACAAUUUUUUUUAUAAAAAACAUUUUGUAAAGAGUGUUUCUCCUGCAUUGCCUUUGCCUC
Tripterygium wilfordii is the source of this 3933-nucleotide messenger RNA. Its product is annotated as TNF receptor-associated factor homolog 1a-like. The coding region runs from base 318 to 3764 and encodes 1148 amino acids. Gene Ontology annotation, molecular function: protein binding. The transcript has 13 exons. NCBI's taxonomy places the organism in Eukaryota, Viridiplantae, Streptophyta, Magnoliopsida, Celastrales, Celastraceae. The record is from RefSeq and is a predicted model, not a curated record.